Messenger RNA from Plasmodium gonderi, 702 nucleotides. Its product is annotated as 26S proteasome regulatory subunit p27. Gene Ontology annotation, biological process: proteasome regulatory particle assembly. Lineage: Eukaryota; Apicomplexa; Aconoidasida; Haemosporida; Plasmodiidae. The record is from RefSeq and is a predicted model, not a curated record. Gene Ontology annotation, molecular function: protein binding. Gene Ontology annotation, cellular component: nucleus; cytoplasm. The coding region runs from base 1 to 702 and encodes 233 amino acids. The transcript has a single exon.
AUGAACUUAGAGGAAUUUAACCAACUUGUUAAGAAGAGAGAAGAAAUAGAAUGUGAAAUUAAGGCAAAUAUGGAUUUUCUGGAAUCACCAGAAAACAAAAAUGUAGGAAUGUAUGAAAAGUUAAUAGAUCGAGAAGGAUUCCCAAGAAAUGAUAUUGACAUAUAUGCUAUUCGCGUGGCAAGGAAUAAAAUUAUAUGCUUAAAAAAUGAUUAUCUUGACAUAAAUAAAAGGAUUGAAGAAUAUCUUCACCAAGUUCAUAGUUCUCACCCAGUUAUAUCUGUGAAAAGAAAUAAAGAUAAGAACAGUGAGGGAGAUGAUGAUGAUGAUAAGCGAAAUGGUACAUGUCAUGAAAGACAAACAGAUGAUAAUGAUGUAUCAUCACCUGGAUAUCAAGAAAGAAUAGAUGAAGCAAAAAGAAAUACCUUUGCUAUGAUCGACGAAAUGAUAGAGAAUUCCCCUUCACAUAAAGCAGGACUACGAGUAAAUGAUUACAUAAUACAAUUUGGAGAUAUAGAAAAAAAAGAAAAUGAUAACCUAGACAUAUUUAAAAGAAUUUCAGAUUACAUGAGUAACAAUCCAAACAAAAUUGAAGUAAAAAUAUUGAGAGAAGAAAAAAUCCUUUUUUAUUUUAUAUACCCAAGUAGGACAGAUAAGGGUUUAUACAUUGGGUGCCACCUGACACCAACCCCGGCGGGGGCAUGA